AUGGUAACAACUAGGUUUGCUUCAAGAAAGUUACUUUCAAUAAAUAAACAAUUAAAUUCCCCAAGCCAGCAAUUUAUCAAAUGGGAGAAGGUUCUCUACAAACACCAACCAUUUCCAGAUAAUUACACAGAUGACGCAUUAUUUCUUGAUCAGUUACGCACAAAUGUUAAUGUUGUCAAGUAUUCGAUUAUUGAAUCGAUACGUGGUGGUGCAAUAGUUAUGUCACAAGUUAAUUUGGUUGUUAUUUAUUUGGGCAAGUUUUUUCUUAUUUUUGUAUUUAACACUUAA
Molecule: messenger RNA, 288 nt
Organism: Meloidogyne enterolobii
Lineage: Eukaryota; Metazoa; Nematoda; Chromadorea; Rhabditida; Meloidogynidae
Source: the annotation of a GenBank genome assembly